CAACCGGACGAGCCAGUGAGUGUGAGUGAGUCUGUCGAGUUGAGUGACCUUUGGACCGCAAUAGGCUGAGUGACACCUGUAGUACUAUCUUUCGCAGCAUCCAUCGGAGCCUAGCACCCAUCGUCUUAUCGGCUCUGAGGAGCAUCCAUAUCAAUAGCCGGCUUAGGAGGGGAGAGUUUGAGGCUGACUGUUCGCCGCUGCAGAACAAUUCUUCAAAGGCUGCCGCAACUUCGACCGCAAUCAUGGCCAGGGACGAGAAAAUUGGAAUUGUUGGCAGUGGAUUCAUUGGACAGAGUUGGGCAAUGCUGUUUGCCAGUGUUGGAUACCAAGUGCGCAUAUACGAUGCCAACCAAGAUCAAAUUUCUGCAGCUUUGGACAAUAUCAAGAAACAGUUAAAGACCCUGAAAGAAUCAGGAUUGCUUCGUGGAAAAUUAACAGCUGAUCAACAGAUCCAGUGCAUAAAAGGUAUGUAGAUACCAGUUUGGUUAAAC
This is a messenger RNA of Macrobrachium nipponense, 491 nucleotides long. Its product is annotated as lambda-crystallin homolog. The record is from RefSeq and is a predicted model, not a curated record. Gene Ontology annotation, molecular function: NAD+ binding; L-gulonate 3-dehydrogenase activity. Bases 243 to 473 code for a protein of 76 amino acids. The transcript has 3 exons. NCBI's taxonomy places the organism in Eukaryota, Metazoa, Arthropoda, Malacostraca, Decapoda, Palaemonidae. Gene Ontology annotation, biological process: fatty acid metabolic process.